Messenger RNA from Acanthosepion pharaonis, 2289 nucleotides. Lineage: Eukaryota; Metazoa; Mollusca; Cephalopoda; Sepiida; Sepiidae. The record is from the annotation of a GenBank genome assembly.
AUGCAACCAAACGGACUCCAAUCACGUUACCAAACGACGAACGGACCAAGUUUAAGCAUGGUACCAGCCCUCUUCGGCGAACAAAAUUACUACAGGCAUGGAGCCUACGCCGGGAUGUCCAUGGGUGGCAUGGCCAUGUACGGACAUGACCAAUACGGCACUAUGAGUCGUGGCCCGUCGCUGUAUGCUAGUCCAUACGCCCCACCACAUCACGGGCCAAAAGACAUGGUCAAGCCACCAUAUAGCUACAUCGCGCUGAUCGCCAUGGCUAUAAAGAGUCAACCUGACAAGAAAAUUACACUGAAUGGAAUUUACCAAUUCAUCAUGGAACGUUUCCCGUUUUAUAGGGAAAACAAGCAAGGAUGGCAAAAUUCAAUACGCCACAACCUGUCUCUAAACGAGUGCUUCAUAAAAGUAGCCCGCGACGACAAGAAGCCCGGUAAGGGCAGUUACUGGACACUGGAUCCGGAUAGUUACAAUAUGUUCGACAAUGGCAGUUAUCUGCGGCGUCGAAAGCGGUUCAAGAAGAAAGACGCCAUACGAGAACGCGAGGAGCGGGAAAGGCAGUUAGCGGCCGAGCUACAGAAAGACCGCGAAAAGACGUCGUCGUCCUCCGCCUCCUCUAUGAUCGGUGCCGGCGGUGGAGGCGGAGGCGGUGGCGGCGGUGGAGACGAUACAGCGGAAGUCAACUGCGGCGAGUCCCAAACGUCUUCUCUAAACGACAGCUCAUCCCCUGGGGGCGGACACCACCAACCACAGCAUCCCCACCAGCAGUCGAACCAAGAGAACAACAACCCCAACAGUGGCAGCACUCAUCAUCAUCCCCACCACCAUCCACAUCAUCCAGCCCAUCACAACAGCAACAACACUAAACGGCUAUCGCCGAGUGUGAAUGAAGAACGUAAAAACACGGGAGGGUCCGCGUCACCUGGAUCGCGGGGUUCGGGUUCUUUACAAGGCGGGGCCAUGUGUAACAGUAACGGAACUGUGGACGUGACGACGGGCGGUGGAACUCCGAUGGCCACGCCAAAACUUGAACCUAUGGACUCUCCUCGUAAUGACUGUGGUCUUCUUGGACAACCGGUAUCCGCCCCUUCUCGUCUCGGCUCGAACCCCAACACACUGCCCAUACCAACAGAUCCAGUAAACAUGGAAAUGACCCCAACGAGUUUCUCGGUCGAGAAUCUGAUGACAGUGCCCCACACAACAACCUCUUGUGAUAUGUCGACAGCGGCGGCUGCUGCUGCAGCUGCUGCAGCGGCCGCUGCCUCAUCUAAUUACGUCAACAGUCGACCCCCACCGUUGGUGUCACCGCAAAUCUUGCCCUACGGGUCCCGUUCCGGGUCGGGAUCGGCUGCGACGGCAGCUGACAUCUAUCGAAAUACCUCGUGUUCCCAAACGGCUGCUGCUGCGGCGGCUGCCGCUGCUGCAGCCGCCGCUGCCGCUAAUGGUGGCUACAACUACCACUGCAGCGGUCAGUCUGUUUUCGCGCCCAAUGGGGGUCAGUCCAUGAACAUUGCCACCGGACCAUCGCCGUCCGAACAUGACGUCGUGGCAGCGGCGACAGCAGUCCAGAACCAGCAUUCGUCGUCUCUGGCAGCCGCACAGACAGCCAACGGUCUAAGUCACAGCAUGUUCUCUAACAGCCAGUCGUACUCCCGUGCAAACUCCUGGUAUGUUCCACCGCCACCAUCAGCCGCUGAACUUAAUCACCAUAGCACAGACUUUGCCGCUUCACCUUUUAGUCAGAUGCGAGACGUUUUCGAAUCCCAGCGACUCAUCAGCGCAUCUCAGGGUCAGAGCCAGUCGGCGGCAGCUAGUUGUCAGUUAGCCGCUGCGUUCCGAUCACCCUAUAAGCCAACGGGCACAUACAGUUACGACUGUGUAUCUAUCUAUCUAUCUAUCUAUCUAUCUAUCUAUAUGUAUACCUUAAAACUUAAAUCUAUAUUUUCAUCUAUCUAUCUAUCUAUCUAUCUAUCUAUGUCUGUCUGUCUGUCUCUCUUUCUCUCUCUCUCUCUCUCUCUCUAUCUAUCUAUCUAUAUAUAUAUAUUUCACUACUUUUGCCUCAUCACACAUCUAUCUAUCUAUCUAUCUAUCUAUCUAUCUAUCUAUCUAUCUAUCUAUACUAUAUAUAUCGGCAGAGAAAGGGAAUUUUCAUUAUCUCAGGCUCCCCCAGGACAUAACUGUACGUUACGCCCUCUUAAUAGAAUACAGAAAAUUACUUACUCUUUCUCUCUCUCUCUAUCUCUAUCUAUCUUUCUCCCCUUCUCUUUCUUAUUGACACUCUAA